Molecule: messenger RNA, 1629 nt
Organism: Bactrocera dorsalis (oriental fruit fly)
Lineage: Eukaryota; Metazoa; Arthropoda; Insecta; Diptera; Tephritidae
Gene: Nmd3
Product: 60S ribosomal export protein NMD3
Exons: 1
Coding region: 1-1554 (517 amino acids)
Biological process (GO): ribosomal large subunit export from nucleus
Cellular component (GO): cytoplasm; nucleus
Molecular function (GO): ribosomal large subunit binding
Source: RefSeq, a predicted model, not a curated record
AUGGAGUACAUGGAACCGUCGUCACAGCCUACAAAAACUACCAUGAUCUUGUGUUGCGAAUGUGGUGUGCCAAUCGAACCAAAUCCUUCCAAUAUGUGUGUAACCUGUCUACGUAAUCACAUUGACAUCACGGAAAAUAUACCGAAACAGGCAGUAUUACAUUUCUGUCGUAACUGUGAACGCUAUUUACAGCCGCCCGGCGAGUGGGUAUCUGCAGCAUUGGAGUCGCGCGAACUGCUGGCUUUGUGUUUGAAAAAGUUGAAAGGUUUAAAAGCUGUCAAGUUAGUCGAUGCAGGUUUCGUCUGGACAGAGCCACAUUCCAAACGCAUAAAAGUCAAAUUGACAGUACAUGGUGAAAUUAAUGGAGGAACCGUGCUGCAACAAGUGUUCAUCGUGGAAUUCACUGUGCAGAAUCAAAUGUGUGAUGAUUGUCAUCGUACCGAGGCGAAAGAUUUCUGGCAUUGCUUGGUGCAGGUGCGACAACGCGCGGAAAACAAAAAGACGUUUUACUAUUUGGAGCAGCUGAUUUUGAAACAUAAGGCACACGAAAAUACGUUGGGCAUUAAGCCAUUGCAUGGUGGUUUGGAUUUCUAUUAUGCGAACUUCAAUCAUGCAAAGAAGAUGGUUGACUUUUUGCAAUAUAUGGUGCCAGUUAAGGUGACUACGUCCAAACGUUUGAUUUCGCAUGACAUACAUAGCAACAAUUUCAAUUAUAAAUACACAUGGUCUGUAGAAAUAGCGCCCUUAUCGAAGGAUAGUGCAGUUUGUCUGUCAAAGAAGUUGCGUCAACAGCUGGGUAAUCUUUCGCCAGUUUGCUUGGUGUAUAAAGUUGCUACCGGUAUACAUCUAAUUGAUCCCAUGACGGCGCAAAUAUCCGAGUUGCCGGGACAGAUGUUUUUCCGCAAUCCUUUUGAAGCGCUGUGUGAUCCGAAACAAUUGGUGGAAUAUGUUGUUAUGGAUAUUGAACCCAUCAUGGAUAAGGAUCGUAAACAUAUACCCGGCACAGGACACGUAUCGUUUCGUCACGUCUUAUGCGAUAUUUGGGUGGUGCGUUCUUCCGAGUUGGGCAUAAAUGAAAAUACGAUCCACACACGUUCACAUCUUGGUCAUUUGCUGAAGGUAGGCGAUUAUGUAAUGGGCUACAAUUUGGGUGAAGCGAAUUUGAACAACACUGAAUUCGAGAAUUUGUCUGCAGAUCAAAUCCCUGAUGUGUUGCUGGUACGUAAAUGCUACGCUGAUCGUCAAACACGUUCGAACAAUCGUAAUUGGAAGUUACGUCAUUUAGCCGAUGAGGCAACAGAUGAACGCAGCAAACAUGACUUCCAUGAAUUCCUUGAAGAUUUGGAAGAGGACGUAGAUUACCGUAAACAGAUUAACAUUUAUCGUGAUGCUAAGAAAGCACUGCCUGUUGAUAGUAAUGAUAAGCAAGCCGCAAACGAUAGCGUGCCACAUAUUACGCUGGCAGAAAUGUUGGAAGAUCUUGCUUUGGACUGUGAAGAUGAUGCCAUGGGUGAAGAUAAUGCUGAUGAAGGUGCUGGUGCCGAAGAGAUUUGAAGAAUUGGUUGUUUAAGAUUUUAAAUGAAUUUUUAUAGAGUAUGUAAUAAAGAAAAUUAUUUUGUGAAUCCUGAA